CCAAUCACGAACGAGUUCAUUGAAAGGAGACCUGCUACAGUGCCGUCUUUGUGUUGACAUUUUAGGAGGACUGAAAGUGUUUGAAUGGAUAUUACCAGGUGCCCGGAGAAAUGGGUAAAACAAGAAAAGGAGAGGCCUCCAACAUCCUCCAUGAUGCUGUCUAGCAAGAAGUCAGAUGCUGGCUCCUCCUCCUCUACAUCUUCUGCGGCAGCAGCGGGAGGCGAUAGGGCCCCUGUUUCUGAUGCCCAGACUGGUCCAUCAGCCUCAGCUGCAGGCCCUCUGGAUGUAAAGAAAAAGGAAAGGUCAUCCCCUAGUGGGGAACCUGGAGGAGCCCCGUUGCCUCAUCAAGCAGGCCCUGGUGGGGCAGAGCAAGACGCAGCUGAAGUCCGCAGAACUAGUCGUCGCAAGCGAGCGAAACAGGUGGAAUACCGCGAGAUGGACGAAAGCCUGGCUAAUCUGUCGGAGGACGAAUAUUACUCCGAGGAGGAGAGGAACGCCAAGGCAGAGAAAGAGAGGAAGCAGGUCAUCCCUCCACCACCUCCACCACCAGAGGAAGAGAACGACAGUGAACCAGAGGAGCCGUCUGGUGUGGAAGGAGCUGCUUUCCAGAGCCGUCUUCCUCAUGACCGUAUGACAUCACAGGAGGCCGCCUGCUUCCCUGACAUCAUCAGCGGUCCCCAGCAGACUCAGAAGGUCUUCCUCUUCAUCCGCAACCGCACGCUCCAACUUUGGCUGGACAACCCUAAAAUCCAGUUGACAUUUGAGGCCACAGCACAGCAGCUUGAAGCUCCAUAUAACAGUGAUGCUGUGCUGGUUCACCGAAUACACAGCUACUUAGAGAGGCACGGGCUCAUUAACUUUGGCAUUUACAAGAGGGUCAAGCCUUUACCAACUAAGAAGACCGGAAAGGUUAUCGUCAUUGGUGGAGGUGUGUCUGGUCUAGCUGCAGCCAGGCAGCUGCAAAGCUUCGGCAUGGAUGUUACAGUAUUGGAGGCCAGGGACCGUGUUGGAGGCAGAGUGGCCACAUUUAGGAAGGGCAACUAUGUCGCUGAUCUGGGAGCCAUGGUGGUGACAGGGCUGGGUAAGUCAAUACGGAAGUCAAAGCAUCCUAUAAACCUUUAUUGUGGUGAACGAUGCACAAGUGUGCCGAAAGAAAAAGAUGAGAUGGUGGAGCAAGAGUUCAACAGAUUGCUGGAAGCCACCUCCUUCCUCAGCCACCAGCUGGACUUUAACUUCCUCAACAACAAGCCCGUUUCUCUAGGACAGGCCCUGGAGGUGGUCAUUCAGCUGCAGGAGAAGCAUGUGAAAGAUGAGCAGAUAGAACACUGGAAGAAGAUUGUAAAGACACAGGAAGACCUCAGGGAUCUUCUCAAUAAGAUGGUGACCACGAAAGAACGGGUCAAGGAGCUCCAUCAGCAGUACAAAGAGGCCAGUGAAGUCAAACCACCGAGAGAUAUCACAGCGGAGUUCCUGGUGAAGAGCAAGAACCGCGACCUCACCACGCUCUGCAAAGAGUACGAUGACUUGGUGGAGAGCCAGGUCAAGCUGGAGGAGAAGCUACAGGAGCUGGAGGCCAAUCCACCCAGUGAUGUUUACCUGUCAUCCAGGGAUCGGCAGAUCCUGGACUGGCACUUUGCCAACUUGGAGUUUGCCAACGCUACGCCCCUCUCCACCCUCUCUCUCAAGCACUGGGAUCAAGAUGAUGACUUUGAGUUCACUGGCAGCCACCUGACAGUAAGGAAUGGUUAUUCUUGUGUUCCUGUGGCCCUGGCUGAAGGCUUGGACAUCAAACUAAACACAGCAGUGCGGCAGGUCCGGUAUACAGCUUCUGGCUGUGAGGUGAUAGCAGUCAACACCCGCUCCACGACCCAGACCUUCAUAUACAAGUGUGACGCCGUGCUGUGCACCUUGCCUCUCGGCGUGCUGAAGCAGCAGCCCCCUGCUGUGCAGUUUGUUCCCCCACUGCCUGAGUGGAAGACGUCCGCUAUACAGAGGAUGGGCUUUGGUAACCUCAACAAGGUGGUGUUGUGUUUUGACCGCGUGUUCUGGGAUCCCAGUGUCAACCUGUUUGGUCAUGUCGGCUCCACCACAGCAAGUCGCGGCGAACUCUUCCUCUUCUGGAACCUCUACAAAGCCCCGAUCCUACUCGCCCUGAUGGCCGGGGAGGCCGCCGGCAUCAUGGAGAACAUCAGCGAUGACGUGAUUGUCGGGCGCUGCCUGGCUAUUCUCAAAGGAAUAUUUGGAAGCAGCGCUGUGCCACAGCCAAAGGAAACCGUGGUCACUCGUUGGCGUGCGGACCCCUGGGCUCGGGGCUCCUACUCGUACGUCGCAGCAGGUUCUUCGGGUAACGACUACGACCUCAUGGCACAACCCAUCACACCGGGCCCCGCCAUACCAGGAGCCUCACAGCCUGUCCCUCGUCUCUUCUUCUCCGGGGAGCACACCAUCAGGAAUUACCCCGCUACAGUUCACGGCGCGCUGCUCAGUGGGCUCCGCGAAGCCGGACGCAUUGCCGAUCAGUUCCUGGGUGCCAUGUACACACUUCCCCGACAGGCCACUCCCGCAGCUGCCAGCAACCCUCAACAGGCUCAUCCCACCCCCAGCGUCUGAAAUUGCCUCACCCAGUUCCUGUUAACUCAGGACUGUGGGACCAACUAAAGCAGUUAGAGAAAAUACAAAAGUUUACCCAUAAACUGUUGAUAUUUCUGUACGUGAAAGGUCUCGGAACUCCCUGACAACACUUUGCAUCAUUGCCUUUACUGAAGUAAUUCAUUUUCUGGCUUUAGGUAUGAUGUGAAAUUGAGAUUCCUUUAAGUGGAGCAUUACAGUUCCUACAGAGUUAUUUUGGGACACUAGUGACUGUUCACAUUUCCAGCUAAAUAUGGAGACCGAUGUAACUUACUACAAAGACUGGGCGAAGCUAAAGAAAGACGAAUACGUCACAAUUUUGUUACAUAGUAAUGUGAUAACUCAUCUUUAGAAAUGUGUGAUUUUGUUUUCUUCUCCCCAGUCUUGAAAACAGAAGCAUGGCAUUAUGUUGAGUGAUAAAGUGUAUUUGAUUCCCUGUGGAGCAUGACUGCAAAACCCAACAUCUAUUUAUGUGCCCUUGUUUAAAUCCUAAAAGUACACAGAACCGAGAGCCAGAUAUCGUAUGAGACGGAUGACAAACUCAGUGGCCCAGUCUCAAUCUCAAGGCCUUGUCUUAAAACAUUGCUAUGUACUGUAGCUGUAUGCCUCUUAAGUUUACUUUCUAUUAUUUACGGUUGCAGAGAGUAUAGUGGAAAUAGUUUGUAUUAAAAGCUAAAAAGACAGAUUAAAGAAUUGUGACUGUUUUUGUUGCCAUAGCAGUUUAAGUAUUUUGGUAUGGUUGUCAUCGCAUACUUUCUUUUUAUAUUGACAAUUGUUUUUGUUAUUAAAAGAAGACAGAAAUUGUA
Anarrhichthys ocellatus (wolf-eel) is the source of this 3434-nucleotide messenger RNA. It is a transcript of the gene kdm1a, whose product is annotated as lysine (K)-specific demethylase 1a. The record is from RefSeq and is a predicted model, not a curated record. Gene Ontology annotation, cellular component: nucleus. The coding region runs from base 85 to 2610 and encodes 841 amino acids. NCBI's taxonomy places the organism in Eukaryota, Metazoa, Chordata, Actinopteri, Perciformes, Anarhichadidae. Gene Ontology annotation, molecular function: chromatin binding; flavin adenine dinucleotide binding; oxidoreductase activity. Gene Ontology annotation, biological process: chromatin remodeling; regulation of DNA-templated transcription. The transcript has 22 exons.